AUGGAUAGGCUCGCAGACAAGCUCGAACAGGGCAAGCUUUACCUCCGACGACCCAUCCAUCAAGUCUUGCCUCCUAGCCUAUUGCUCCACCUUGUACCGCCACUGCCUCCUCUACGCUACAUCCUGGUCGGGCUUGCAGCUCUGUUGCUUCUGCUGCUUCGAGUCUGGCUGAUCCUUCCUGGAACAAGUCACCGUCGAGCAGCGCAAAAGCCGACAACGCAUCGCAGUUAUACCGUGGCUGCCUUCCUCGGAUCCGGCGGACACACCACUGAGCUGCUGCAACUCGUCUCGGCAUUACCGACGCAACGCUACGCUCGGCGCAUCUAUCUCGUUUCGUCAGGUGACCGGUUCAGCUGGAAAAAGGCAAACGACCUAGAACGUACCCUAUCUGCAGACCGCACUUCUUCGGCCCAUGUGCUCCAAAUUCCUCGCGCAAGAAACGUUCACCAGAGCUUUGUCACGACGCCCUGGACGCUGGCGAAAAGCAUCGCAUUUUGCCUACACCACGUUGCCUUGCGUCCACUUACUCGACCUUGCAACAAAAGCAACCGUGUCUUGGCAGAUGUAAUACUCAUGAAUGGUCCAGGCACCUGCGUUCCCAUCGUCAUCGCAGUAUACCUUCUUCGAGUCCUUGCUCUACCUUCACCCAAGCUCAUCUACGUCGAGUCCUUCGCUCGAGUCAAAUCGCUCUCGCUCACCGCAAAGUUGAUCCGACCCUUUGUCGAUCGUUUCGUGCUCCAGUGGCCACGACACGCUUCCGACCUCACACCAGCCGUCAAAGCAAAAGCAACGCCAAACACAGUCUACUCUGGUUGGCUCGUCUAA
Messenger RNA from Mycosarcoma maydis (corn smut), 825 nucleotides. RefSeq names its product N-acetylglucosaminyldiphosphodolichol N-acetylglucosaminyltransferase anchoring subunit ALG14. The record is from RefSeq and is a predicted model, not a curated record. NCBI's taxonomy places the organism in Eukaryota, Fungi, Basidiomycota, Ustilaginomycetes, Ustilaginales. Bases 1 to 825 code for a protein of 274 amino acids. The transcript is spliced from 2 exons. Gene Ontology annotation, cellular component: UDP-N-acetylglucosamine transferase complex. Gene Ontology annotation, biological process: dolichol-linked oligosaccharide biosynthetic process.